Molecule: messenger RNA, 3234 nt
Organism: Colletes gigas
Lineage: Eukaryota; Metazoa; Arthropoda; Insecta; Hymenoptera; Colletidae
Product: zinc finger protein 345-like
Exons: 3
Coding region: 300-2555 (751 amino acids)
Biological process (GO): regulation of transcription by RNA polymerase II
Cellular component (GO): nucleus
Molecular function (GO): DNA-binding transcription factor activity; RNA polymerase II cis-regulatory region sequence-specific DNA binding; zinc ion binding
Source: RefSeq, a predicted model, not a curated record
UCGUAGUAAGCUUAACGGAUAUUUAGAGAAGCCAUCGGAACAAUAGGGCAGAGAAGCGUUAAAUUUUUUCUCCGUAAAAUGGUGUCACGAAAACAACGAACGCACAACCAACAAUGAAACGUGCGACAUUGUUCCAUUGCGUACGGUAAAAAUUUCAUGGAAACAGUGCGUCGUAAUAGUUCGAGGAACAUAUAAACUGUUCGAAGAAGCUUCGCGUUAAUUCGCCUGGGCAUCACUGCUUAGACAUUGUCUCACAUCGUGGCAUGUUUUCGUGGUGCACAAAAGAGCCGAAGUAAGCAAUGACAGGAUACUUCGAUUUACCGUUUAAUAUGGACAGAAUAUGCAGAAUUUGUCUUACAGAGGGUACUAAUUUAUCCCCUAUUUUUUGUGGAGAUCAAGAAGUAAGUGACUUUUCAGGUCUUCCACAAAAAAUACAAAUUUGCGGGUCGAUAGAAAUUCACGAACAAGACGGAUUACCUUCGUUAAUUUGCGAUAUUUGCAUUUAUAAAGCAAGCGUCGCACACGAAUUUAGACAACAGUGUCAACAUUCUGAUGCCAAGUUACGAAUGUACUAUAAUAAACCAUCAAAGACUACGAACAUGGACGAGCACAUGCAAACAGACUCGAAGAUAAGGACAGCAACACCAAAAAAACAAAUCACAGAGGGAGAUUAUUUUGUGAAAGAGGAAGUGCAAAUAGCAUCGAAUUCUCAAGAAUACGUGCAGAGGAAUACGUACGAAUCGAGAGAUGAAUCUAGCUUAAACACCGAAGAGAUUACUAUACAAGAUGAGAAACUUUUCAUAUGUUCUAUCGGAUUCGAAGGAUCUAAGGAAACUGAAAAAGAACCUUGCAUUCCGGAGAAUAAUAUACACGAGACUUCUCUGACGCAAGGAAAUAGCAAUGAUAUUACAGAAACUAUAGGUACGCAAAGUAAAUUAGAAGAAAAUCAAGAUAUCAAUCAGAAUACAGACGAAACUGACAAAAAACAAGAAAAUGAGUUUCUCAACGAAAGUAUAUUAAGCGAUAACAUUACAGAAGAAGGGAGAAUUCCACAAAAACGUACAUCGACUCGGAAAAUGAAAUCAGUAUCUAAUAAAACUUAUAACAAAGAUGAAAUCGAUGACAACUAUUAUGACCCGGGUAGCGACAGUCAGGAUUCCGGAGAAUCAAAAUUUAAAUGCAAAGUAUGCUCGAAACAUUACAGUACACAAAAGGGCUUAAAAAAGCAUUCCCUUGUUCACGAGAAAAAAUAUAAAUGCGACAUCUGUUUGAAAAUGUUUUACAAGCAGGAGAAUAUGGAGACCCAUAAAAAGAUACACGCGGCGAAACCACUUGCAUGUAAAUUAUGUCAUGCGUCUUUCUCUAAACCUCAAGGCUUUGCACGCCAUUUGAAGUCCCACACGGAAAAACUAAACAACAUGAUUAAACAAAUCAAUACGGACGAGCAGAAAGAUAACAAAGAACCAAAAAAAGAAAUGAAAGUCGAGGACGAUACAGAUGAUGAGAGUGGUACCGUAAACGAGAUCGAUGAGUUUGAAAAUGCACCUGAGUUGUACAAAUGUGAUGUUUGUAGUCAGUAUUGUUCUUCAUUAAAGAAUCUAAAAAGACAUGCUCUCGUGCAUGGAGACAAAAAGUAUUCCUGUACCGUAUGUAAGAAAUGGUUCUUCAGACCGGAUACACUUAAGAAACACGCAGAGAAACAUGGCCAUGGAUUAUUAGACAAUUUAGUAGACAAUAAUAAAUUCUUCGAUUCCGACGAUGACCCUUUCCCAGAUACUACAAGGAAUGCUUUGCAAGAGAACGAAAGCGUUAAGAAGGAAGAGAGCGACGAGGAUGGUUCUGGUGAAUACAAAUGUCAACACUGUGAUAAAAUCAUGGCAACGAAGAAAGGUCUCAGACGUCAUGUGUCGAUGCAUAAGCCAAAACCCGAACCAGUUACGUGUGAAAUUUGUAGGAAAGUCUGUGCUAGUCAAGCCCGUCUUGUUCUUCAUCAAAGGACACAUAAGCCGAAGGAAAAGGUUCCCAGAGAAUACUUGUGUCACAUCUGUAGCAAAGUAUAUCCCAGUAAUUCUUCUCUCACGUAUCAUAUGAGAACUCAUACUGGUGUAAAACCACAUGUAUGUAAAACAUGUAACAGUGGAUUUACUACAACGACCAGUUUGGCGAAUCACAUUAGAAUCCACACGGGUGACAAACCGUUUGUUUGCCAUGUUUGUAGCGCAGCGUUCGCUGUGAGUUCAGCUUUCAGGCGACACUUGACCAGACAUACAGGCGAGGCAAAUUAUCUUUGUAAAACAUGUGGUAAAGCAUUCAAAAGACUUAGUACGUUAAAGGAACAUACUUACACGCAUUCUGGUGAAAAACCAUACGUAUGUAAAACAUGUGGCGCCGCCUACAGUCACAGUGGUAGUUUGUUUGCGCAUCAGAAGCGUUGUCGAGCUCAGUAUGGUGAAAUGGUUGUGGAUGAGCAUCACCAUGCAGUUGCUCAUCACAUUCACGUGAAUAAUGUACAAUCUGCAGUGCGGUCACUUGCUGUGAUAGGACAGAUGUUUUAGAAGACUAAAGAUUCGUUGUAUCAGAACUAACGAUUUGAAUUGUGCAUCAUAAUGAAUUAUAUAUAGACUGUUAAAAGACUAUAGAGCGUGCUACGAUUUUCAUAGUAUAUAAUACAGCAUUAUUGUAGAGAUCGUGCACUUGUGUAAAUAUAUAAGCAGCUCCUUUUUUACAGAGAAACAAUUAUUUAAAUACUCGUAUAAUAAUUAAUCAACCUAUCCAGACUAGUGCUUUAUCGCAAAAAAAAAAAAAUUUAUCUAUUCGCGUAGUAAGUAAAUAUCCAGUGUACGAACAUUUUUUAAAAAUCUAGUUAUUAUUGACUCCAAUAAUGAUUGUAUAACUUGAGUAUGUAAUACACGCAACUUAAAUGCAUUCCGUACACAUUUUUGCAUUUUUUUUUCUCUCUCUUUUCAUUGAGAAAUUUCUUAUCCGUGAUAAACUUUAUAUUCUGCAUUACCAAACGCUUUACUUUUCAUGUUAUACAUCAUUACUGCAUUCAUAACCUCAAAGCACUAGUUUAGGCAUGUGAUUAAGAUGUGAAGAUUUAAUACGAAAAAUGUACAAGGUAAAUAAUCAAAAUUAAACCUACGUAUUAGCCUCGCAAAUAUAUUUUAUUUUGAGUUAUACUUAAAAUUCAUAUUUAAUAUACGGGAUAUUCGGUCAUACCUGGGGAAAAUUUUA